This is a messenger RNA of Magnolia sinica, 480 nucleotides long. RefSeq lists its product as uncharacterized. The transcript has a single exon. Gene Ontology annotation, molecular function: nucleic acid binding. NCBI's taxonomy places the organism in Eukaryota, Viridiplantae, Streptophyta, Magnoliopsida, Magnoliales, Magnoliaceae. The record is from RefSeq and is a predicted model, not a curated record. The coding region runs from base 1 to 480 and encodes 159 amino acids. Gene Ontology annotation, biological process: DNA integration.
AUGAAGAUCAAAGCUUCUCAAUAUACCAUACUCCAUUGUACACUCUACAAGAAAGGAUUCUACCUUCCAUACCUAAGGUGCGUCCAAGUAGAAGAAGCAGAAUACGUCCUAAGGGAAAUCCACGAAGGAAUCUGUGGGAACCACUCUAGAGGACGAGCGUUAGCACAUAAGGUCGUUCGACAAGGUUAUUACUGGCCAACCAUCCAGCACGAUACACAAAAGCUCAUCCAGAGAUGCGAUAAGUGUCAGAGGUUUGGGAUUCCUCAGACUAUCGUCUCCGAUAACGGGAAACAAUUCGAUAACAAUCAGUAUCAGGAGAUGUGCAAGAACCUCGAAAUUCGCAACGUCUACUUGUUGCCACGACAUCUGCAGGUGAAUGGGCAAGUUGAGGUAGUUAACAAGAUCAUCAAGCAUCAUCUCUAUACCAAGCUUGAGAACGCUAAAGGAGCAUGGGCUGAAGAACUCCCAAAAGUCCUCUAG